Messenger RNA from Myripristis murdjan (pinecone soldierfish), 2568 nucleotides. Its product is annotated as patched domain-containing protein 3-like. Gene Ontology annotation, cellular component: membrane. The transcript has 4 exons. NCBI's taxonomy places the organism in Eukaryota, Metazoa, Chordata, Actinopteri, Holocentriformes, Holocentridae. The record is from RefSeq and is a predicted model, not a curated record. The coding region runs from base 4 to 2568 and encodes 854 amino acids.
AAGAUGGGCUGUAGACGCACAGACUGUGUUGAGAGACCUUUAUCGGGCUUGUUCGAGUGGCUUGGAUCAUUUGUUGGGUCCCAUCCCGUUUAUUUUUUGGUGAUUCCUCUGCUACUUUCAGCCGUGCUCAGUGGAGGCUUCACUUUCCUCAGAGACAGGGAAGACAAUGACAUUGAGCUGCAGUUCACACCCAGGAAAGGACCCUCGAAGAAAGCGAGAGAUUUUGUGAAAGACAACUUUCCGUACAAUGACUCAAUGUUUUCAGCAGAUAGGCUAUACGCCAAGGGCAAAUUUGCAUCCGUGAUUGCCGUAGCAACUAACAGUUCUGAUGUACUAAGAGAUGAAGCUUUUGAGGACAUCAUCCAACUCAACAAUAAGAUACUUAACAUCACUGUGGACAAUGGGAAGUUGGGAUUCAGCGACUUAUGUGCAAAGGCCAGCGGGGAAUGUGUGACCAACGAGAUCCUGGAAAUUAUUCACUAUAAUGCAAAUGGGACGAACCAAACCAGCAUCACCUUCCCUGUCCACACAUACAGAUCCAAGCCGCUCUUUCUGGGUUCUGUGAUUGGUGGCGUUCGUACAGACGCCAACGAUUCAGUCACAAGCGCUCGGGCUCUGAAACUCUUCUACAACUUAGAGGAUGAGGAGAGCACGGCGGAGGCUACAAAGGCGUGGCUGAGAGCGUUCAAAAGGAUCUUCUCAGCUGAGAGAAACAGCCAAGCCCUUGAGGUGUCUUACUAUACCUCAAAGUCCAGGCAGGAGGAGAUCGAGAUUCACACCACAGAUGGCUUCCCAUUAUUCCUCAUCACAUAUGCCCUUGCUAUCACCUUCUCAGUGAUAUCUUGCCUGAGACUGGACAAUGUGAGGAACAAGGUGUGGAUGGCUGUGAUCGGCGUCGUCUCCACUGGCCUGGCUGUCCUCUCUUCCUUUGGCUUGAUGCUUUACAUUGGAGUUCCCUUUGUUAUUACUGUGGCAAACUCUCCUUUCCUGAUACUUGGAAUUGGCCUCAACAACAUGUUUGUCCUGGUCUCCGACUGGCAGCACACCCACGUGAAAGACCCAGUGCCCAGGCGGCUGGCUCAUUCCUACAAAGAGGCGGCCAUGUCCAUCACCAUCACCUCCCUGAGCGAGGUCCUCAAGUUCUACAUCGGUGUCACGUCCGACUUCCCAUCGGUACAAUCGUUCUGCCUCUACACGAGCACCUCCAUUAUAUUCUGUUACAUUUACACCCUCACCUUCUUUGGAGCCUUCUUGGCUCUAAAUGGGAGGAGAGAAGCCAGCAACAGGCAUUGGCUGACCUGCAUGAAAAUACCCUCAGAGGAUCCUCAUCAUUGUUCUGACAUAUACAGCAUCUGCUGUGUGGGAGGGGAAUAUGAUAAAGAUACUGGAGCAGAGAAAAAACAGCCAGCUGGUGAUUUCUUUAAGAAGUACUAUGGCCCAUUUUUGGUAAAACCAUUUGUUAUGGCGGUGGUGCUCUGUCUUUAUGCUGGGUAUUUAGCUGUGAGUGUUUAUGGAUGUUUGCAUAUACAACAAGGGAUCGAGCUUUAUGAUUUGGCCUCUGAUAAUUCCCAUGUUGUUACAUUCCACAGGAAGGACAGGCAAUACUUUUCUAACUAUGGUCCAAAUGUGAUGAUUGUCAUCACUGAAGAGUUCCCAUAUUGGGAUACGACCAAGAGGUCUCAACUUCAGGCCUGCAUGGAAGAUUUUAAAAGGCAGCAGUUUGUUGAUGAGCAUAUUUACACAUCCUGGUUAGACUCUUAUUUGUCCUAUGGACAUGAUAACCAUUUAAAUCUUGAUGAUAAAGAUGUCUUUCUUAAAAAUCUGCCUUCCUUUUUUGAGUUACAUCCCUAUUUCAAGCAGGACGUGAACCUGACUGGAGGCAGCGUCCAUGCCUCCCGCUCCUUCAUUCAGACUGUUCACAUUGACAGCGCCAGCACGGAAAUAGAAAUGUUCAACGGCCUUAAAGCCACCGCAGGCAAAUGCACUGCAGCCUCUUUAUUAGUCUAUAACCCAGCUUUCAUCUUCUACGACCAGUACAGUGUAAUAAUCAGCAGCACUAUCAAGAAUGUUGGUGUGUUCACAGCUGUGAUGUUGGUCGUCUCCCUCCUGCUGAUUCCAAACCCCCUCUGCUCAUUAUGGGUGACUUGUUCCAUCGGCUCAGUGAUUGCGGGGGUGACUGGUUUCAUGGCGCUAUGGGAUGUCAGUCUCGAUUCCAUAUCCAUGAUCAUUUUCACCAUCUGCAUUGGCUUCACUGUUGACUUCUCUGCUCACAUAGCCUAUGCCUUUGCCUCCAGCAAGAAGCCAAGCCCUCAGGAGAAGAUUGUGGAGGCGCUCUCCAAUUUGGGGUAUCCCAUUCUUCAGGGCGCCAUUUCCACCAUUUUGGGCGUGUCGGUGUUGGCCGUGUCUGAAUUUCACAUCUUCAGGACCUUUUUUAAGAUCAUGCUCCUCGUCAUGUCGAUCGGGAUGGCUCACGGCCUCGUUUUCAUCCCAGUGCUUCUGGUGCUGUUUACAUGUAGGUCGGACGAGAGCAAAAGUGAGGAUGCAAGUUUCAUUAUCAGCAAUCGGUGA